Molecule: messenger RNA, 1275 nt
Organism: Rhododendron vialii
Lineage: Eukaryota; Viridiplantae; Streptophyta; Magnoliopsida; Ericales; Ericaceae
Exons: 1
Coding region: 1-1275 (424 amino acids)
Source: RefSeq, a predicted model, not a curated record
AUGGACUACCAAGAUUAUUAUCAAGAGUGGAAGAAAGAGUAUGAGAAAUCUCUCAAUGCUCCUAUGCCAUGGAUCGGCAUGUAUGUUGCAGCAGCAUCUCUAGUCUGUUCCCUAGCCAUGGCUGCAGACAUCAUUCACGGAAUCCGCCGGAGAAAGAUUUGGUUCCCAUGCAAAUUUUUCACCAUGAAUGCUACUUCCCUCGCUAUAUUAGCUGUGGCCAUGAAGCUCCCAGUGGAUCUUACUACCCCCAUGUUGACACAUCUAGACAAGGAUGCGAAGAUUACCAGCGAAGUUUUCAUGAUUAUAGUAAUGGGUAACUUUCUAAUUUCUUUUGCAUCUAGGAGUAAUGAUCAAAGUUUUAUGAACAUCGUGGCUUUGGGCAUUCUAGUGGUCACCAUCGUUGUAGAUGUCGGUAUCCAACUGCAUACUGAGCUACGUUACUAUUUUUUGUUCAUCUUUUCACCUAAAUUUUAUAUUUUUUCCAUGCUUAUGUUGCUUGUGACACUGAGUUCUUUAGCUUUGACUAAUCCCACCACCAAAAGAUAUAUGCAAUUGAAGUAUAAUGAAUUGCACGAAACUGCUUGUGAGGGGGGAAAGUUAGAGGAAGCUGGGAACCUUACACAUCAGAAAUUGAAAGAAGUGGUGGAGAAAUACUGGGUCAUGGCAGAAACCGGAAGCCCCCAAUUUGUGAUGGCUCGUUUGGUGACCUCAGCUAUGUCAGGUGCUAUAUGUUCAGUCACUGCAAUCCCAUUAAUUAUAGGUGAUAUCUUAAUAUUGAGGGGCAUAAAUACUAUCGAUGGGCCUAAAUCAAUUUAUCUUUGGUCAACCACAUGGAUUUUUGCGAUUCAAUCUAUUGGGAUGGUUCUGGGUAUCAUUGCCCCAAUAUGUAGAUGGUUUACUGCGGUCAGCAUCAACUGCAACAACGUAUUUACCAACCAUCACCACAUAGAGUUCAAAUUAGUAGAAAACUUUUGGAUCCAAAGGUUGGUUGAGUGGAAAAAAAUACCCUUAACCUUACCAAUUUGGGGCAUGAAAUGCAAAAAAGUUAUUUGGAAUUUGAAACUUCUCAUUCUGAACUUAUGCAUAGGUGUCCAAAUUGGGAUUGUGGUAGCUAGCAAAUUGGUUCAGUUAAUCUCCAUCAUCAUCGCACUCCCUUUCUUCUCAUGUUUCUACUACUGCAAGAGGAUGAAGGAGGACCCCACGUCUAAUUCUAGUGCCUCAGCUAAUAAUAGAAGUUUAGAACCAAAAAAUUCGAGCCCAGAAUUGGAUCUUUAG